UUGUCAAAGAAGUAGAGUGUGAGGUGAAAACAAUAUAUUUUUGUCCUGAACAGAGUGCAACAAUAUAUUGCAAUGUUACCAGUGAUUUCACCAAAUUAUACUGGAAAAACUCUACAGAUUAUGUUGUAGCAUCACAGACUGUUAAUAAGGGCAAAAUUACCAAAAAAAGUCCACAUAAAACAUACUCCUCAUCUGACCGAUUUGAAGUCCAAGGAUUAUCAUUGAAAAUAGCAUUUCCAAAGGAUGGUGAACAAUUCUAUUGUGAUGUUGUAUCGAGGAAAAAAGAAAAAAAACAGCAUUUUACUCUAGUCGAGUACAGUGAACCUUAUCCUGAUGGUGUGUGCAGUUCAACAAAAGACACUAACAAAACAAAAAGCAGGCAGUUGAGAAGUAGUGGAACCAACAAAAUUACCAAGGAAAUUAAUGAAACAAACUUUGUAUGCAUAAAUGGAAGAACUAUUUUAAAAUGUGAUAAUGGGCAACACGAUAGGCAUAUCGCAGAGUACUGGGAAGAUAGAUAUGGCAAAUUGAUUGUGUCUAAUGUGGAUGGGAGACUAUCAAAUACGUCCGAUGCCAGAUAUGUAUUUAACCAUAUGAAUUCCACAUUGUUAAUCCAAAAUGUAUCAACAUUAGAUCAUCUAUUUGUUUGCAAAACUGUCUACAAAAAUGAAGAUAUCAUAAAACGUUUCAAUUUACUGGAAUAUGGUAAUUAUAGUCUUUGUUGUAAUUACAGUUUUUCAAAGUAGGACCAAGAUGUAACAACAAUGACAAAAUGCCAGGAUAACCCAUAAAGCUGAAAACAGCUUAAUUUCAAUGGGGUACUAUAAACAAGCAAUUAAGAAUUAAAAUUAAAAGUGUACAAAAAUAACAAUCAUGGUUGAUGAACAUUUCCAAGGUGAAAGCUUAUCACAGGUUUAAACUCAUUUAAUUCGACAUGUGCUCUUGGGGGAAGGGCCAGAAUAAACCUUA
This is a messenger RNA of Anneissia japonica, 969 nucleotides long. RefSeq lists its product as uncharacterized. The transcript is spliced from 3 exons. Lineage: Eukaryota; Metazoa; Echinodermata; Crinoidea; Comatulida; Comatulidae. The record is from RefSeq and is a predicted model, not a curated record. The annotation marks the transcript as partial.